UACGUGAAUAAAACUUAACGGUGAUCUCGAUAACUUUAUCAUUAUCAUCAUUAAUAAUCUUGGAUCACGGGUUACUUCCAGUUUGCUUAAAUAAUAAAAUUGUUACGAGUAAUAUAUAUGAAGAAAAAGAAAAGAGCAACCGACCAUUAUGAGCUGCUGCUGUAUUGGCAAUGACGACAACAACAACGCCGUUUCUAACCACCACCACCGCCAUUUGCCCUGUUAUGCCAAAAUGGGCCACAACUGUUGCUGCAAAAUCUGCUGCUGUUCGAUUUGGUCUUCUGAAUAAGAAUAACAGCCCAAAUAACAACAACAACCUCAAUUUCAGUCGAAGAGUUAUUAAGGCUAGUAGUGGUGAGUCGGUUCAUAUCUCUGAUCACGAUCAUCAGGUUGAAGACAUUGCCACAGAGGAGCGAGAUUUCUCUGGCACGCCACAUGUUCCAGUAUAUGUUAUGCUACCACUUGGAAUCAUCAACAUGGAGUGUGAACUGGUUGAUCCUGAUGAGCUGUCGAAUCAGCUAAGAAUGUUGAAGUCAAUCAACGUUGAUGGUGUUAUGGUCGACACCUGGUGGGGAAUUGUGGAGGCUAACAAUCCGCAGCAGUAUAAUUGGAAAGGAUACAAGCAACUCUUUAAGAUUGCUCGUGAAUUGGGUCUUAAGUUACAGGUUGUAAUGUCCUUCCAUGAAUGUGGAGGGAAUGUUGGUGAUGAUGUUCAUAUCCCGUUACCUAACUGGGUUAGAGAAAUUGGUAAAGAAAACCCUGACAUAUAUUUCACAGACCGAGACGGCAGACGCAACCCUGAAAGUCUUACCUGGGGAAUUGACAAAGAACGUGUUUUGAGAGGCCGCACUGCUGUUGAGGUAUACUUUGAGUAUAUGAGAAGCUUUCGGGUUGAAUUUGAUGAAUUCUUCCAGGAUGGGAGUAUUACAGAGAUCGAGAUUGGAUUAGGUGCUUGUGGAGAGUUACGUUAUCCUUCUUACCCUGCAAAACAUGGUUGGGAAUAUCCUGGUAUUGGUGAAUUUCAGUGCUAUGAUAAGUACCUAGCAAAGUGUCUACAGAAAGCAGCUGAUGCUAGGGGACACUCAUUUUGGGGUAGGCCACCUGAUCAUGCAGGUUCUUAUAAUUCCCAGCCUCAAGAUACCAAGUUCUUUUGUGAUGGUGGUGACUAUGAUAGCGCCUAUGGCAGGUUCUUUCUUAAUUGGUACUCUAAAUAUCUCAUUGAUCACGGUGACAGUGUACUUGCCAUGGCUAAUCUCGCCUUUGAGGAUACUCCCAUUUCUGUAAAGGUAUCAGGCAUACAUUGGUGGUACAAAACUGCCAGCCAUGCUGCUGAACUGACUGCUGGAUUUUACAACCGGGCCAACCGCGACGGAUAUAGUCCAAUUGUGUCAAUGUUAAAGAAACAUAAUGCUGCUUUAAACUUUACUUGUGUUGAGCUGCGUACGAUGGACCAGCAAGAGGGCUUUCCGGAAGCAAUGGUAGACCCAGAGGGGUUAGUUUGGCAGGUACUGAAUGCUGCAUGGGAUGCUGAUGUACUAGUUGCAAGUGAAAAUGCUCUUCCUUGCUAUGAUAAACAAGGGUACAACAAGAUACUGGAACAUGCCAAACCAAGGAACGAUCCAGAUGGUAGGCAUUUAUCGGCUUUUACCUACCUUAGACUUACUCAGGCUCUCCUUGAAGAACACAACUUAAGGGAAUUUCAACUAUUUGUCAAGAGAAUGCAUGGUGAGUCUAUGAAGUGACAAUUGUCUACUAGCAGGUAUUCCCUACUGUCCCUGCCUCUCCAACAACACUCAUAAUUGGCCGGAAUUUGUCAACAACCCUCUCAUCUUUUGACAUUACGCUCUAGCCCCCUUUUGGGUUACCUUCGUUCCUCCCAUUUUCAGAUGUCGACCCCCCUUUCCUUUCUCGGUUACCAAUAGAAGCCUGAAGGUUUUAUGUUAUGUUGUUAUAAUUCGAUGGUUAUUGUUUUAUGUUAUAAUUAAUGUUGUAAUAUUUUGACCUCCGACACCUUAUGGGAUAACACUCAUUUUGGUCUGGUUUUAGAUAAAUGACAUUAAAGGGUUCCAGUAUCAGUUUUGUCAUUGAUGUUUUAAAACUUAUCAAGUUGUUUAUCAUCA
This is a messenger RNA of Erigeron canadensis, 2120 nucleotides long. RefSeq names its product beta-amylase 2, chloroplastic. The record is from RefSeq and is a predicted model, not a curated record. The transcript is spliced from 9 exons. Gene Ontology annotation, molecular function: beta-amylase activity. The coding region runs from base 171 to 1742 and encodes 523 amino acids. Lineage: Eukaryota; Viridiplantae; Streptophyta; Magnoliopsida; Asterales; Asteraceae. Gene Ontology annotation, biological process: polysaccharide catabolic process.